AUGUUUUCUUCUCUGCAAGUUGCACUGCUGAUUUAUUUUGGCAUGAAUAUAAUAAGUGAUUUUUUUUCCAUUGUUUGGGGUCCUGUAACAUUUGGUUUUUCUCAUGUUGUAAUACAGGCUGUACAAGCUAUGGUACAACAAGCAAUGCAAUAUAUCGACCAGACACCAGAUCUCGAUACUAAAGUAGAGCUCAUUAAGACACUUAAUAGUGUAUCUGCAGGAAAGAUAUAUGUUGAGAUAGAGAGAGCUCGCUUGAUUAAGAAACUUGCAAAGAUUAAAGAAGAACAGGGACUAAUAGCUGAGGCUGCUGAUUUGAUGCAAGAAAUUGCGGUGGAAACUUUCGGUGCAAUGGCAAAAACUGAAAAAACAGCAUUCAUUCUUGAACAAGUUCGUUUGUGUUUAGAUCGCCAGGAUUAUGUACGUGCACAGAUACUCUCAAGAAAGAUCAGUCCAAGAGUUUUUGAAGCUGAGACUUCAAAAGAGAAGAAAAAACCUAAAGAAGGUGAAAGUGUAAUUGAAGAGCCUCCUGCCGAUAUUCCAUCGCUGUUGGAGUUGAAGAAGAUAUACUACCAAUUAAUGAUAAGGUACUACUCACAUAGCAAUGAUUACCUUGAAAUAUGCCGAUGUUACAAGGCCAUAUAUGAGAUUCCAUCAGUGAAAGAAGACCCAUCGCAAUGGAUACCGGUGUUAAGGAAAAUAUGCUGGUAUUUGGUCUUAUCUCCACAUGAUCCCAUGCAGUCUAGCCUUAUUAAUUCAACCCUGGAGGACAAGAAUCUUUCUGAAAUUCCUCAGUUUAGAUUACUACUCAAACAAUUAGUUACCAUGGAGGUCAUUCAGUGGACAUCUCUAUGGAAUACUUUCAAAGUUGAGUUCGAGAAUGAGAAGAACAUGCUGGGUGGUUCUUUGGGUGGAAAAGCAGCCGAAGACCUCAGACUAAGAGUAAUAGAACAUAACAUCCUUGUUGUCUCAAAAUACUACUCACGUAUAACCAUGAAGAGGCUUGCAGAUCUACUGUGUCUUGAUAUCCAGGAAGCCGAGAAGCAUCUUUCAGAAAUGGUUGUUUCCAAAGCAUUGGUUGCAAAGAUCGACAGACCUGUAGGUAUAGUGUCUUUCCAGGCUGCCAAGGACAGCAACGACACUCUAAAUUCAUGGGCUAUGAACUUGGAGAAGCUUCUUGACCUUGUUGAGAAGAGUUGUCAUCAAAUCCACAAGGAGACAAUGGUCCACAAAACUGCACUGCAAGUUUGAAAAAUUGGUAUAGGAGGUCCUCGCUAUGUUCAUUGAGAUCACAUUCCUGAGUUGGAAUGUUAGUGAGUGAUGCAAUCUUUUGUUGAGAGUCAUUCUCUUGCAGGUUGCAAUUUGUACCGUUUUAAUGCUCUGCAGGAAGUGGAAUUGGACCCUUGUUGCUUUGUUGCUCCUACGGGACCUGACUUUCUCCCUAGAGUCUUUGUGAUGUUAUUACCAUUUUAAUGAUUCAUUUAUUUUGACAAUUAACGUUCAUGCUUGCUGCUGAGAAAUUAGCAGUUCAUGACGCUAGUACUUGUUUAUGCGAGGAGUUAUCAAUGUACCAUGAAUUGGGUGGCUCAUUUUUCAAUUUCUGUUGUGGAACUUGUAAAAUAUAAUGUUCACAGUGAUUAUUCGUAUGAAGUCAGACCAUUAACUGACUAAUUUAUCGAACAAAUUUAGCUUUUGCAAUAA
Olea europaea var. sylvestris is the source of this 1698-nucleotide messenger RNA. Its product is annotated as 26S proteasome non-ATPase regulatory subunit 12 homolog A-like. Lineage: Eukaryota; Viridiplantae; Streptophyta; Magnoliopsida; Lamiales; Oleaceae. Bases 1 to 1248 code for a protein of 415 amino acids. The transcript has 10 exons. The record is from RefSeq and is a predicted model, not a curated record. Gene Ontology annotation, cellular component: nuclear proteasome complex; cytoplasm; proteasome regulatory particle, lid subcomplex.